AUCCAUCAAACAGGUCACUCCUCAAAUUCCACCGACCAUCCACCGCCGAGAACUUCUCCCUUCAAUACCAAGCUCUCGCCAACCCACACCAUUAUUCUUUGCCUAUUCUUCUGAUUUCUCUGGCUAGAGAUCACCAUGAAGGGUUUCACUCUCGUCGCUGCUGCCGCGGCCAUAUUCGGCACUGCCAGCGCCGCCAUCGACCCCAUCGUCAUCAAGGGCUCCAAGUUCUUCUACAAGACCAAUGGCACCCAAUUCUUCAUGAAGGGUGUUGCUUACCAGCAAGAGCUCAACAGCAACACCACCAGCACCGAGAAGAUCAAGUACACCGAUCCCCUCGCCGACUCCGCGUCCUGCAAAAGAGACAUCCAGUUCCUCUCUGAGGUCCACACCAACACCAUCCGUGUCUACGCCAUCGAUCCCACACAGGACCACAAGGAAUGCAUGGACGCGCUCGCCGCCGCCGGCAUCUACGUUAUUGCCGAUCUUUCUGAGCCUGGACUCUCCAUCAACCGUGACAGCGCCCAGUGGACCACCACAUUGCUCGAGCGAUACACCGCCGUUGUUGACGAGCUCGCCAAGUACGACAACACGCUCGGUUUCUUCGCCGGUAACGAGGUCUCCAACGCCGUGAACAACACUGAGGCCAGCGCUUUCGUCAAGGCUGCCGUUCGUGACACCAAGGCCUACAUUAAGUCCAAGAACUACCGCCCGUUGGGUGUUGGUUAUGCUACCAAUGACGAUGCUGAGAUUCGUGAGAACCUCGCUAACUACUUCGACUGCGGCAACGCUGAGGAUGCCAUCGACUUCUGGGGUUACAACAUCUACUCGUGGUGCGGUGAUUCUUCCUUCACCGAGUCUGGCUUCGACGUUCGCACCAAGGAGUUCGAGAAGUACGAUGUCCCCGUCUUCUUCGCCGAGUACGGCUGCAACACUCCUCGCCCUCGUCUCUUCACUGAGGUCGGUGCUCUUUACGGCAAGCAGAUGACUGGUGUCUGGUCCGGCGGUAUCGUCUACAUGUACUUCGAGGAGGCUAACAAGUUCGGUCUUGCCACUGUCAGCGGCAACAAGGUCACCACCAACAAGGAUUUUGCCAACUUGAAGAGCGAGAUCGCCAAGGUCAACCCAACCGGUGUUAAGAUGUCCGAGUACACCCCUACCAACACCGCUAAGGCCAAGUGCCCGGCCACUGGCAAGGACUGGAAGGCCCCAUCUGAUCCCCUUCCCCCGGUUGCCAAUGCUCAGCUCUGCUCCUGCAUGACUGACAACCUUUCCUGCGUUGUUGACAGCUCCAAGACCACCGAGGAUGACUACAAGGAUCUCUUCGAUUUCAUCUGCAGCAAGAAGGAUGGCGCGUUCUGUGCCGGUAUCAACCGAAACGUCACCAGCGGCCCAUACGGUGCCUACGGCAUGUGCUCUGACCAGGAGCAGCUCUCCUUUGCCAUCGGACAGUACGCAAAGAACGUGGCCAACGGAUGCGACUUCAAGGGCAAGGCCAAGACCCAGACUGCUAAGGAGGGCAGCAGCCAGUGCAAGAGCUUGCUCUCCCAGGCCGGUGCUGAGGGUACCGGAACCGUCACCGCGUCUCCCGGUACUGGCAACAGCACCAGCUCCCCUGGUGCCGCUUCAGGCCUUAUUGCUCCUCAAUUCAACAGUGGCCUCUUCUCCCUCGGCCUCUACGUCAUCGUGGCCGUCUUUUCUGGCGCUGCCCUCGUUGUCUUGUAAAUGUUCUUUUCCAAUUUUCCUUUACAUAAGAAGCGAUCUCUUUUCACCUGCAUGCGAUGGCAUGAUAUUGCUCGUUGUAACCAUCCGAAAAUGGAUCGAAACUUUUCAUCGACAUCUUGUCACGCGUUGGUUAGGUAAUUCCAUAAGGCGAGAAGGGGUUUUUCAACACUCAUAGUCAAUCAAAA
This is a messenger RNA of Aaosphaeria arxii CBS 175.79, 1907 nucleotides long. RefSeq names its product carbohydrate-binding module family 43 protein. The record is from RefSeq and is a predicted model, not a curated record. The transcript has 2 exons. NCBI's taxonomy places the organism in Eukaryota, Fungi, Ascomycota, Dothideomycetes, Pleosporales. Gene Ontology annotation, molecular function: 1,3-beta-glucanosyltransferase activity. Gene Ontology annotation, cellular component: cytoplasm; fungal-type cell wall. Bases 136 to 1722 code for a protein of 528 amino acids. Gene Ontology annotation, biological process: fungal-type cell wall (1->3)-beta-D-glucan biosynthetic process.